Messenger RNA from Pteronotus mesoamericanus, 6345 nucleotides. RefSeq names its product ER degradation enhancing alpha-mannosidase like protein 3 (gene EDEM3). Bases 208 to 3024 code for a protein of 938 amino acids. Gene Ontology annotation, cellular component: membrane; endoplasmic reticulum. Lineage: Eukaryota; Metazoa; Chordata; Mammalia; Chiroptera; Mormoopidae. The record is from RefSeq and is a predicted model, not a curated record. Gene Ontology annotation, molecular function: calcium ion binding; mannosyl-oligosaccharide 1,2-alpha-mannosidase activity. Gene Ontology annotation, biological process: carbohydrate metabolic process; mannose trimming involved in glycoprotein ERAD pathway; endoplasmic reticulum mannose trimming. The transcript has 21 exons.
GCUCCGGGCUGUAAGGGCGGAGGGUGGCGGCAGCGCUGGCGCUAGGGACAGGCUCGGUGGCUUCGGGAGACAGUCCGGCGACGGCGUCCGCUUGCUUUCCUCGGCAUCCCGCCCUCGGCACGGCUCGCAGUCCCCUCGCCACCCGCGUCCGGCAAUGUGUCCCACCGGCCGGGCGUAGCCGCUGCGCGUGCGCGGAACCGCGGGGCCAUGAGCGAAGCCGGUGGCUGCCGGGGCUGUGGGUCUCCGGUCCCUCAGCGAGCGCCAUGGAGCCUGGUGGCGACGACGGCCGCUCUCUGCCUGGUGACGGCCACGUCCGUGUGGACGGCCGGGGCCGCGCCCAUGAGUAGGGAGGAGAAACAGAAGCUUGGGAAUCAAGUACUGGAAAUGUUUGAUCAUGCUUAUGGUAACUAUAUGGAACAUGCUUACCCAGCCGAUGAACUCAUGCCUUUAACCUGCAGAGGUCGUGUCAGAGGCCAGGAGCCAAGUCGGGGUGAUGUCGACGAUGCCCUGGGGAAGUUUUCCCUGACACUGAUCGAUUCUUUGGACACUCUUGUGGUAUUAAAUAAAACUAAAGAAUUUGAAGAUGCAGUGAGAAAAGUUUUAAGAGAUGUUAAUUUAGAUAAUGAUGUAGUUGUAUCAGUCUUUGAAACAAACAUCAGAGUUCUGGGGGGUCUUCUGGGUGGACACUCACUGGCAAUCAUGCUGAAAGAGAAGGGCGAGCACAUGCAGUGGUACAACGAUGAGCUUCUGCAAAUGGCCAAGCAGCUGGGUUACAAGCUCUUACCAGCUUUCAAUACUACCAGCGGCCUUCCUUAUCCAAGAAUUAAUUUAAAGUUUGGUAUCAGAAAACCAGAAGCUCGGACAGGAACUGAGACCGAUACCUGUACAGCGUGUGCAGGUACCUUGAUCCUUGAGUUUGCUGCUUUAAGUCGAUUCACAGGAGCAACAAUAUUUGAGGAAUAUGCAAGAAAAGCUCUUGAUUUUCUCUGGGAAAAAAGACAGCGAAGUAGUAAUUUAGUGGGUGUGACCAUAAAUAUUCAUACUGGAGACUGGGUACGAAAAGACAGUGGAGUUGGAGCGGGCAUUGAUUCCUAUUAUGAAUAUCUAUUGAAAGCCUAUGUCUUGCUUGGAGAUGACAGUUUUCUGGAAAGAUUUAAUACACACUAUGAUGCCAUCAUGCGAUACAUCAGCCAGCCCCCGCUGCUCCUCGACGUGCACAUCCACAAGCCGAUGCUGAACGCGCGGACCUGGAUGGAUGCUUUGCUUGCCUUUUUCCCAGGCCUGCAGGUCUUAAAGGGGGAUAUUAGACCUGCUAUUGAAACUCAUGAAAUGUUAUAUCAGGUGAUUAAAAAACACAAUUUUCUACCAGAGGCAUUUACCACAGAUUUCAGGGUACAUUGGGCUCAACAUCCUUUAAGACCAGAAUUUGCAGAAAGUACCUACUUCCUGUAUAAAGCUACAGGAGACCCUUACUACCUUGAAGUAGGGAAAACACUUAUUGAAAAUUUAAAUAAAUAUGCUAGAGUGCCUUGCGGAUUUGCUGCCAUGAAGGAUGUUCGUACUGGAAGUCAUGAGGACAGAAUGGAUUCUUUCUUCUUGGCUGAAAUGUUCAAAUAUCUUUACCUGUUAUAUGCGGAUAAAGAAGAUAUUAUUUUUGACAUAGAAGAUUACAUAUUCACCACAGAAGCUCAUCUGUUACCCCUUUGGCUCUCUACUACAAAUCAAAGCGCCUCUAAGAAGAACACAACUUCAGAGUAUAUAGAACUGGAUGACAGUAAUUUUGAUUGGACUUGUCCAAAUACUCAGAUUCUCUUCCCUAAUGAUCCACUGUACGCGCAGAGCAUUCGCGAGCCCUUGAAAAAUGUGGUGGAUAAGAGCUGUCCUAGAGGCAUCAUCAGAGUAGAGGAGAGUUUCAGGAGUGGAGCUAAACCCCCUCUGAGAGCCAGAGAUUUCAUGGCCACUAACCCCGAGCAUUUAGAAAUCUUGAAGAAGAUGGGGGUGAGUUUGAUUCACCUGAAAGAUGGGCGAGUCCAGUUGGUUCAACACGCAAUCCAAGCCGCCAGCUCCAUUGACGCGGAAGACGGGCUGAGGUUCAUGCAGGAGAUGAUCGAGCUGUCGAGCCAGCAGCAGAAGGAACAGCAGCUGCCCCCGCGAGCCGUGCAGAUCGUGUCCCACCCGUUCUUCGGCCGAGUCGUGCUGACAGCCGGGCCGGCGCAGUUCGGCCUGGACCUGUCCAAACACAAAGAGACAAGAGGAUUUGUUGCAAGCAGUAAACCAUACAAUGGUUGUUCAGAGCUUACUAACCCUGAGGCAGUGAUGGGAAAAAUUGCUCUGAUACAAAGAGGACAGUGCAUGUUUGCAGAAAAGGCUCGCAACAUCCAGAACGCCGGGGCCAUCGGCGGCAUUGUUAUCGAUGACAAUGAGGGGAGCAGCAGUGACACGGCCCCUCUGUUCCAGAUGGCAGGGGAUGGAAAGGACACAGAUGACAUCAAGAUCCCCAUGCUGUUCUUAUUCAGCAAAGAAGGAAGUAUCAUAUUGGAUGCUAUCCGGGAGUAUGAGGAGGUGGAAGUGCUUCUUUCUGACAAAGCAAAAGAUCGAGCAGCAAUAUUAAAAGAUCCUGAAAUGGAAAGCGAAGAACAGCCGUUCUCUGAAAAUGAUUCCCAGAAUCAGAGCACUGAUCAGCUUACUUCAGGCUCUCAGGAGGUGGACUUGGGUGAUCAAGAGUCUCCUGAGGAAAGCUCUCUGAACUCGCACCCGGAAUCCUUAUCUGCAGCAGCUGCAGACGAUGCUGCAAGCGUGUCUCCUUCUGAACAGAACUCUAACCCCCCGGAAAACCAUGAACCUGCAAGUCUUGAUGGUGAAUGUACAGAUUUAGAUAACCAACUUCAAGAACAAUCAGAAACUGAGGAAGAUUCCAAUCCCAACGUUAGCUGGGGGAAAAAGGACCAGCCCAUAGACUCCAUAUUAGCAGACUGGAAUGAAGAUAUAGAAGCAUUUGAAAUGAUGGAGAAAGAUGAACUAUGACUCACUGAAGAAUCAGGUGGUAGGUAUUUUAAAAGGAAAGGUAAACUGUGGUUCACAGACCCCUCAUACUGAGCAGGCUCUCCAGUGGGAGGCUUUGAGUAUGGUGACGAGCACCCACGUCCUGGCUGGGAGAGCGGGUUAUCAGAGGAGCCUGGAGCUCGCUGUGUUAGAAUUGACCUUGUUUGAGACUGGCCCAUGAGAAAUGGAGACUCACAGCCCCCUCCGACGGCAGCACCCCAGGCCGGGAGAAGACUGCUGGACUCGCCUAGGAGCCAGGUUUCUGCGGGCUCUGGAUAGACGAGAAACAAAUUCGGUUGGUAGUGGCGUGGGGACUAGGAAUUUGUAUUGCUCUCUGACUAAAGGAAGCUCUGCUUUCUUGGGCUGGGGCUUACAGCUUCCUUUGGGAAACACGUGUGUAUUGUGGGCCUUCUGGUCGUGCUGCCUUCACAAAAACACUCGAAGUGGCCUAAGCGGUUGUGAAGCAAAUGUGUUCACAGUGAAAACAGCCUUUGCUCUUCUCUCUCACUCGCUUCAUUGUAUAACAGAUCAAGAUGACUUGAUUUUUUUCCCUCUUAACAAGGUCCUUUUCAUUUAAACCAAAGGUGAAGCCAUUGAACUUCCUCAGUGAGCUCUCUGCAUAACGAGUAAUCAUUAUUCAGACCAGGUAAAAAGAUCAUAUAAUAUAUUGUGGAAACUGGUUACUUAAUACCUUUGAAAAAUGGAGCAAGGGAGAAACUAUAAUGUUGCAAUAUGAACUUGCCACUGGGCCUUCCACAGGGAAAGCUGUGACUACUCUGAGAAGGAACUUAAUGUUAUAUGUCCUUGUAGGGUAAAUGGUAAAUCUGUCCAGUUCAUUUCUCCUAGAGGUGAUUACCUCUGGUCCUCAGCCUUACUCCAUCCCACGUUUAGUGUGCAGUUUGAGCCGCAAGGCCCAUAGAGCUGAAAGCUAAAUACAUUUUGUUCCAUUUUUCAUCUUAGGAAGCUAUCUUAAAACUGUGGUAAUGAUCUAAAAAUUCUGGGGUAAUAUAUAUAUUUUUUCUCUUUUGAAACUAUGGUUUCUAAAGUUGUACCUAAGGGAUCUGUCACAUGUUCUGUUGAAUCAUGGUUUUUAAGUUUGCCUUUUUUUUUUUUUGAAACAAAUAUGUCUUCUGAUGUGGACUUGAAAAUUAGUCUAUGGUAACCUGUGUAAAAAACUUACACAGUAGCAACUAACAUAUAGCCAUAUUGUUUAAUAAAUUUUUUUUUUUUUUUUUGGUGGCAGUCUGGUGCUGGCCACAUUGAAGUUUUAAUUUUUUGUUGUUGAUAUCUGUAAGCAGCCCUGUAGUCGAAAUAAUGGCUUUAUUCAGUUUAUUUAUUUUGAAAGACUGAACCUGAAUCAGUUCUAAAGGAGUAUUUGUGAGACUUCAUUUUCUCCCUCUUCACCGUGACAAUACAUGGUGACCUCCUCCUAAAACAGCUGUGAGGUACUGAUGGCCUGCAAGUGGGUGCGGAGCUGUUAAGGAACGGCAGUGCUGUCUUGUAGUUAUGUAUAUUCAUGUACAGUAUGUCUUAGAUCCAGGUAAACAUAUUCUUUUAUAAGGGGAUAAAUAGCUGCUUUCAGAAAUCCAGCUCAACUUAAUUGGGUCAGUGAGUAAUCAAUCUAAUAGAGAAUUCACUUUGGUGGGGGGAUGGCGGGGGACAGAGUAGUACACGAGACCCCCAUUGGCCCUCAAUUAAACCUGACACCAAAAUGGAUAUUUUUAGUCACUGCAUGUGAAAUCUGGUGUAAGAAGAUAGAACUAUAAUACACAGAGUAUACAAAGGGUAGACAUAGUGCUUUGUUCACCUUAAUUGCAAAGCUGCCAAAAUAGCUGAAGCUUAAUUACUUGACUUGCCUUGAUUUAUAGGACUGGGGCUUGGAGAAAAGGAGCAAAUGUUUCUCUAAGAGACUUUCAUUACAGAAGCCUUAUAUUUAGUGAUUUGUUUCUGUUUAUAGUGCAGAGCCAUUGUUGUCUAAAUCUCACUUUUCUAAAGUUACAAAACAAUUUUUUUUUCCAGCAAAGGUUUUGUGGCAUGUAAGGUAAAGCCAGCUUACUGCCGCUCUCCCUCCCUCUGGCCAUUAGGGGGAGCUGUUGCCAUUCAUUGAGGUCUAGAAGCAAAUUGCUCACUUGUUUAGAAAAGUGAAUCCUUAAAAAAAUAUAUAUAUUUUUUAAAUAUUUUAAAAAAGGAAUAAAAAAUUAACAAAUUAUACUCAACACCCCGGAGGAAUUAUACUUGAUUUUUCCCCCAUUUAAGAAAAGAAGGUACAAGGUUUGGCUUCAAAACUCCAACAUUGUGAUUGACUCUACAUUUCUUAUUUGACAUACUGCCAUGAAGUUGUUUUUGAGAUCAUUAAAAAAUUCCAACAGCACUAGGAGUUUUUUAAGUUUUUUUUUGUUUGUUUGUUUGUUUUUAAUACCAUCUAUGGGGGCUUUUAUUUACUUGCUAAAGAUUCAGGGGCUUCUACCCUGGAUUUUAGAAACAUCUGGUCUACCUCAGUUAAAUGUCGACUGCAUAGAAAUAGAGCUGAAGUGAUCACCACAGCCAUAAAACUGUUUGACUAAGAAGGAUCUAUACAAUGUUUACAAACCUGGAAUCAAGGGAGGGUUUUAUCUGAAAGCUAAAAGUGAGAUAUUAGAACAAGUAUUUAAUUCAGGUAUUUUCAAGUUUUAAAACUUAAUCUUGUUUACCAACUAAAAAUAGCUGUAGUUUUUCUGCUUAUCAAAGUCCUUUGAAAAGAUAUACCCUAAUUGGCAACACUUUUCCCAUAAAGUUUUAGGUGUGAAAGAAUUGUAAUUACUAGGCGUGUUUGGGGUAGGAUAUUUUGUUGGGCAGGUUUUCUUUUUUCCUUUCAACUUUACUAGGCUUCCGACAAGAAUACAGUUGUUGUUAUAGUAAAACCAGCAUUUGUUCUCUCACCAGACCCCAUGCCAAAUUCAUCGUAAGGAAAGCUCGGCAUAAGUAAUUCAAAUAGCGCUUAAAAUGUAGAGGUGUCGUGGGGGGACUUAGUAAAUAUUCCAACCGGUCGUUUUAUGCACAAGGCUUCAGUCAGAACAUAGAAAAAAACAUUCUGUGAAUGAAAUAUUGUAUGUUCAGAUUUUAUAAAAGACAUUUUUAAAAGCCCAAUUUACAGCCGUAUAUUUUCUUAUGAUGUAAUUUAUGAAAAAGAUGUCUGUACUAACAGGUGCUGUAACACUACUGUUGUUGGAUUUUAUUGUUUGGUGAUAAAUGUAAACAAUAUUUCUAAGGGGAAGAUAUGUACUGUGAUGUAAAAGUCUGGGCAAAAUGUAUAUAAUCCUUGUA